CCACUUCAGCUAUAUAUAUUUUAUGCUAAACAUGGCAAGAUUUUUGCUUUUUACUCAGUUCCUACUUCUGUCUUUUGCAGUCUUUUCACUGGCAUCUGGCUCCAGUCUAAUUAAAGCAGUCCCUAAAAGUCAGAGAGCUGCCGGAGUCUUCAUGCUUAUCGAAGGAGGAAAGUAUACCUUCAACUUCACUGCUGCCAAAGCCGCCUGCCUAUCUCUGAACGUCACCAUAGCGACACGAACCCAGAUAGAGCGAGCAGUGCAGCGUGGACUGGAGAUGUGCAAAUUCGGCUGGAUAGAUGGACAGGUCGCGGUCAUCCCACGAAUAACAGCUGAUAAAAAUUGUGGAAAGGGAAAAACUGGGGUGGUGCUGUGGUACGCAAGAGCAGAUCAAAAGUUUGGUGUCUUCUGUUUUAAUGCAUCAGAUUUAGAGAAAUCUCCAAAAACAUCAACAGCCAGCCCACAAACCUCCUCAUUUUCUAAAUCACUGGUGGCACUGACCCAAACCUCAAGAUCUGCUGCAACACCUCUGCUCAGAUUAACAACCAAGUCUCCAUCUUCCAGGAAGCCAAAAACAACAGAAUCCCCUCAACAUAUACCUCUCACCUCAUCCUUUACUCUCCUGUUCAUGACAACACCUUCAACUGGAUUCUCCCCCACCUCCCCUCCUCUUAAACCUGUCUCCACCCGUACUUCUACUUCUCUUUCUAACCUCAUCACUUCUUCACCUGCUGUUACUAAUUUUGCCUCUUCAACUUCUGUUCACGCCGCCAAUUUCUCUGUUUCCUCUGAAUCGGUGCCGCUGCAGACUGUGAGCUCUGCAAAGCCUUCUUUAGGAGCUGUUACUAUAGUGAUCAUCAUCCUUGGCAUCAUCCUUCUGAUUCUGACUGCAGCAGGUGCUGUCUGGUACUACAAACUGAGUAUUUUCCACUGUCGGUCUCAGGGGCAGCAGAAGGACGACAUAGAGACGGAGAUGUGGAAGCACACCGACAGUGAGAUGGACCUUCACGGUCAACAAGGAGCAGAGGAGGAAGACGACGGAGAAGAAACAGACAGGAAGUACUCCAGUGACGUCAUGCUGUUUGUGAAUCCAGACAUCAAAACAAACUCUGCGGAGUAGCUUUGUGAUCUUUCUGAAGGGGAUUUUCUACAGAGGAACGUAUGAAUUGAUACCACAGCGUUUUCUGAUUAAUGUCAGAAAACGAUCUAGUCUUUGACAGAAUGGAGGAUUUACUUGCUUUGAAUGGUUUAUUUUGCUUUUCAAAGUCAUAGUAAAUAUGCACAUAGAUUAUACAGCCUUUUCUUCAAACCUUAUUCAGUUGUAUGUUCCUCUGUGUUUUGUGUGCAAGGACGUAGGAUUUUAUCUCAUAGCCUAAAGAUCGUGUUUAUAAUUUUUUUUUCA
Molecule: messenger RNA, 1399 nt
Organism: Thunnus maccoyii (southern bluefin tuna)
Lineage: Eukaryota; Metazoa; Chordata; Actinopteri; Scombriformes; Scombridae
Gene: lyve1b
Product: lymphatic vessel endothelial hyaluronic receptor 1b
Exons: 6
Coding region: 23-1117 (364 amino acids)
Biological process (GO): cell adhesion
Cellular component (GO): plasma membrane
Molecular function (GO): hyaluronic acid binding; transmembrane signaling receptor activity
Source: RefSeq, a predicted model, not a curated record